UAUAAAAUAUUGAAACAGAAUUUUUCAAAAUAAUAAGAAUAAUCUCUCCGAAAAAAGUUUAACAAAGAAAAUACUUUUAAAUUCGAGAUUGUUGUUUUUACUGUUCAAAACAAAAAAUAAAAAGUUUUUGAAAUGGUUGUUGUCGAAGAAAAACACUUCAUUUGUGGAGUUGUAGAAGGUUUUUAUGGUCGCCCUUGGACAUGUUUGCAGCGCAAAGAUUUAUUUUCAAGAAUGCAUAGAUAUUCAAUGAACACGUACAUAUAUGCUCCCAAAGAUGAUAUUAAACAUCGCGCUUUAUGGAGACAGCUUUAUACAAAAGAAGAAGAGUCAAAAAUAGAAAAACUUGUAACAGCUGCAUCAUUUGAAGGUAUAACUUUUGUUUAUGCCAUCUCUCCUGGUCUAGAUAUAAUGUUUUCUAGUGAAGCUGAUGUCAAUGCUCUUAAGCGAAAAAUGAAACAGGUCAGCAGACUGGGUUGCAAAGCAUUUGCACUGCUCUUUGAUGAUAUCAAUCCAACAUUAAAGCCCUCUGAUGCUCUAAUUUACAAAUCAUCUGGUCAUGCUCAGGCAAUUCUUACGAAUGAAUUGUUUGAUUUUCUAAAACGUCCACAAUUUCUAUUUUGUCCUACUGAAUAUUGCAAAACUCGUGCUAUCCCUUCUGUAUCAAAGUCUGAGUACUUAAAUACGCUAGGCACCACAUUACAUAAAGAAAUUGAUAUUAUGUGGACAGGUGACAAAGUCAUUCCUGAGACCAUAACAAAAGAAUCUAUACAAGAACUUGGUCAUAUUUUGCAAAGAAAACCUGUUAUAUGGGAUAACAUACAUGCAAAUGAUUAUGAUCAACGUAGAGUUUUUUUGGGGGCUUAUUGUGGUAGAUCUAUUGAACUCUAUUCAUAUCUCAAUGGUAUUUUGACUAACCCAAAUUGUGAGUUUGAAGCCAAUUUUGUUCCAAUUCAUACACUUGGUACAUGGUGUCGUAUAGCAUCUAACUCUUUUAAUUCAAAUGAUGCAUUAUGUUUUGACGAUGUUCCAAUGGCCUAUCUUUCUGAUGAUGAAAAUCCCAAUAACAGCAAUGAAAUGACAGUUGACUUACUUCCUUCUCUCACUGUGGCUGAUGUUGCAUCAAUUGUGUUAGACUAUAAUGCAAAAGAUGCUCUUAAACUUGCACUCUGUGAUUGGAUUAAUGAAUUUAGUAGAAUUAAAAAAGCUCCAUUAAAGUCAUAUUCUAAAAGAAAUUUAAAAGCAACCUUAGUAAAUGGACAGACUGUACUGAGUGCCAUUGCAUUCGAUAUGGAUCAUCCUAAUAGAACAUCAGAAACUAUAGCUAGUAUGAUUGUGGAUAAAUCGAAAUCAAUGCAGCUUACUAUUGAUUGUAUUAGUCUUUUAGCAGAACUUUUUUAUCUACCUUACGAGCAUGGUGAAAAAGGAAAUUUAUUGCUGCAAGAUUUUAUCUGGCUUCUUAAAAAUGUAUGUGAUAUAUAUGAGCAGCCCCCUAGCAAAGAAAAGGUUUCUUGUUGGUUUGACAGAUUGUUGCACUGUGAUCAGCUUUGUAAUGAGAUUUAUAUACUUUUUGAAAAUUUUUGCAAAAUACCAAAUGAAGCUAUUUUAUAUGACUUGUAUCCUUAUCUUUGGGAUUUAAAAGAAGUAUUAUUAAGUCUGCAGACCUAUGUUAAAUGGUUAAGUGAUUCUAUUUCUUCUUCGAUUCCUUUAGUUUUUUUUGAGCCUUGCAGUGUUGAAUCUUUUAAUUUACUUAAUGUUCCUAUUUCAAAUGACUAUAUUGAGCCUUGGCACAUAAAUUACUUAGGAGGACUGACUGUGCAUUUGCAUCGUUUACUUCCUUUUAAAGGUGGUUAUAUAUUUUUGGACAAUGCUCCAGAUAUACCUUCAAGCAAUGUAAUAAAGUUGCGCACAUACUUACCAAAUGAUAAGGAGUCUUUGUACGAUUUAUGUUCUUCAUUGUCUGCAAAUAAGCUUUCUGUUACAGAAAAGACGUUUCAAAAAAAUGAUUUUGCUGGUGAUACAUUAGUUGGAUGCUAUAUUUCUAAAUUUUCUAAAACACUUUUUAUUGUUGAAGAUAAUGAUGGUGUAUGUGGUUUUAUAGCAUCUGUUCCCAACAAUAAAGUUUUUGUCGAACAUAUAGAAAGUUACUGGCUUUCUGAGAUAAAAGUUAAAUACCCUGAAAGUGAAUCAUAUUCAUACAAACUUCCAAACUCUCCAGAAUGGAGAAAUUCAUCUUCGUCACAUUUGACAUAUAUGUUUAAAAGUAAUGUUUACGACGAAUGUGUUGUCAAAAGACUAUUUAACAGUGUUCUUUGCGUGUUAAAGACAUGCGGUUCUACAACUACAUACUAUCAACUUUCUAAUGAUUCACAUCUAGAUAUGUAUAUGAAAAUGGGUUUUUACCCUGUUGAAAAUAUCUCAGAGAAAUUGAUUUUUAGAAUUUUAUAAUUUAUGUUUCCAUUAUUCUCAUGUAUAUUUUUCCCUAUUAAUAUUUGUAUAUACAUAAAUUUUUAUAUAGCUUGUUA
This is a messenger RNA of Hydra vulgaris (swiftwater hydra), 2522 nucleotides long. RefSeq names its product protein O-GlcNAcase. Gene Ontology annotation, molecular function: beta-N-acetylglucosaminidase activity. Gene Ontology annotation, biological process: glycoprotein metabolic process. Lineage: Eukaryota; Metazoa; Cnidaria; Hydrozoa; Anthoathecata; Hydridae. The record is from RefSeq and is a predicted model, not a curated record.